GUAACUUCAAAUUCAUUUUAUUUAUUUUUCAGGCCUUUCUUAAGGGCGAAACUCAGAUAAUGGCUGAUGAAGCCUUUCAAAACGCUGUACAAAGUUAUCACGAUGUAUUUUUAAAAUCUGAACGAGUUUUAAAAAUGGUUCAAUCUGGAGCAUGCUCGCAGCACGAUUUCAGAGAAGUUUUUCGCAAUAAUAUAGAAAAACGUGUGAGAUCCCUACCAGAAAUUGAUGGAUUGAGUAAGGAAACGGUGUUGACUUCUUGGAUGGCAAAGUUUGACAUCAUUCUAAAGGGUAGUGGAGAAGAAGAUACGAAACGUCCUUCGCGCAUGCAACAAUCAUUAAAUAGUGAGCUGAUUCUAUCCAAAGAACAGCUGUAUGAUAUGUUUCAACAGAUAUUAUCCGUCAAAAAAUUCGAACAUCAAAUACUGUUUAAUGCCCUAAUGCUCGAUUCUGCUGACGAGCAAGCCGCCGCUAUUAGACGAGAAUUGGAUGGACGUAUGCAGCGUGUUGGAGAAAUGGAGAAGAAUCGAAAGCUGAUGCCAAAGUUCGUGCUCAAGGAAAUGGAGUCGUUAUACAUCGAGGAACUAAAAUCAUCUAUUAAUCUAUUGAUGGCUAAUCUGGAGUCUCUUCCCGUAUCGAAAGGAAAUAUGGACAGUAAAUAUGGGCUUCAAAAAUUAAAGCGUUAUAACCACAGCACACCAUCCUUUUUAAAAAUGAUUCUGCGAUCUCAUGGAUCCCUAUCGAAGCUAGAAGGUGACUCAGAAGAUGGUUGUACACAAUUAACCAAAUUGGAUGUUGUUCUCACAUUUCAAUUGGAAGUCAUUGUAAUGGAAGUGAAAGGCCUAAAGUCUUUAGCGCCCAAUCGGAUUGUCUACUGUACAAUGGAAGUGGAAAAUGGGGAAAAGCUGCAAACAGAUCAAGCCGAGGCAUCGAAACCAAUGUGGGAUACUCAGGGAGAUUUUACUACUACUCAUCCCUUGCCUGUCGUAAAAGUGAAACUGUAUACAGAAAACCCUGGCAUGCUCGCACUAGAGGAUAAGGAGUUAGGAAAGGUCACAAUAAAGCCUACACCCCUGUCUUCCAAAUCCCCUGAAUGGCAUCGUAUGAUCGUGCCCAAAAAUUUACCCGACCAGGAUGUAAGGAUAAAGAUAGCAUGUAGGCUUGACAAACCGUUAAAUAUGAAGCACUGUGGACAUCUGUUUGCAAUUGGAAAAUCGGUGUGGAAAAAGUGGAAACGCCGGUAUUUCGUUUUAGUGCAAGUAUCUCAAUAUACAUUCGCAAUGUGUAGCUAUAAGGAAAAGAAAUCGGAACCGUCCGAAAUGAUGCAGCUUGAUGGAUAUACCGUUGAUUACAUCGAGGCAGCCAGUGCCAAUCUUAUGUUUGGAAUCGAUUUGAAUGGUGGACGAUUUUUCUUUAAUGCGGUGCGCGAAGGCGACAGCAUUGCUUUUGCUUGUGACGAUGAAAACGAAUGCAGCCUCUGGGUUAUGGCUAUGUAUAGAGCAACUGGUCAAUCUCACAAACCCACUCCACCGAUAACGCAGGACAAAAACUCAGCCAUGUCUAAAAUUCAAGGGGAUGCGGAUAAGGCACGGAAGCAUGGAAUGGAGGAUUAUAUAAGUGCGGAUCCGUGUACAUUUGAUCAUGCCAGCUUAUUUAAAAUAUUACAAAACCUUACACUUGAGUACCGGUUAUGUGAUCCCUAUGCGUCUUUGGGAUGGUUUAGUCCAGGACAGGUCUUUGUUUUGGACGAAUACUGCGCUCGGUAUGGUGUUCGUGGCUGCUAUCGACAUUUGUGCUAUCUUUCCGAUCUAUUGGAUCGUGCUGAAAAACAGCAUAUGAUUGAUCCCACAUUGAUUCAUUAUUCGUUUGCAUUCUGUGCAAGCCAUGUGCAUGGCAAUAGGCCGGAUGGUGUGGGCAGCAUAACACAUGAGGAAAAAGAGAAGUUUUCAGAAAUAAAAGAACGUUUACGUCAGCUACUCGAGUAUCAAAUAACAAAUUUCAGAUAUUGUUUUCCAUUCGGUCGGCCGGAAGGAGCAUUGAAAGCAACACUAUCGUUACUCGAAAGAGUUCUAAUGAAGGAUAUCGUUACCCCAGUACCUCCAGAAGAAGUUCGACAAAUGAUUAAAAAAAGCUUGGAGACUGCUGCACUUAUCAACUACACAAGGCUAUCAGCUGAAGCUAAGAUCGAAGAGGAUUUACGUGGUGAAGUGAUUGUACCACCACCUAAAAAACUUGAGGAUUUGAUACAUUUAUCCGAGCUUUGUGUUGAUCUACUUCAGCAGAAUGAGGAGCAUUAUGGCGAACUGCGAAAACCAGACAACAAAAAGGAAAGGGUUAAGACAAUAAAGGAAGGCGGCGCAGAUGGGACUGGACCGCCCAAUGAUGUUGGUUCCACUGUCGCCGGUACUUCAUCUAGUCAGGGAAAGAAUAGCAUGGAACAAGGCUCUUUGGAUGCUGCUACAGCUGCCGCUAACACUGACGGACCGCUGCAAUUUCGCUACUGUAUGCCCACACAUGCGGUGUACACAUCGCCAGUACCAACGGCAUGUACUUCUCUCUCUCUCUCUCUCUCUCUCUCUCUCUCUCU
Messenger RNA from Drosophila navojoa, 2584 nucleotides. It is a transcript of the gene Cadps, whose product is annotated as calcium-dependent secretion activator 1. Lineage: Eukaryota; Metazoa; Arthropoda; Insecta; Diptera; Drosophilidae. The record is from RefSeq and is a predicted model, not a curated record. Gene Ontology annotation, biological process: dense core granule exocytosis; synaptic vesicle exocytosis.